This is a messenger RNA of Enterobius vermicularis (human pinworm), 1578 nucleotides long. Lineage: Eukaryota; Metazoa; Nematoda; Chromadorea; Rhabditida; Oxyuridae. The record is from the annotation of a GenBank genome assembly.
AUGGAAACUAAAAAAGGCGGAAAACAAACUAAUGACACAACGUUGAAUUUAAAAACUUCAACGAAUAUAUUCAAGGAUCGUACAAGAUUUAUAAUGAUGGUAUUAUUAUUGCUUUGCUUAUCAUCAGUAUGGUGCAACAUUUUGUCAUUUAAUAUUGGUGUUCUUUGCAUGUAUCCACACAGAAGUGGAAAUGGCAGUUUGACAGAAUUGGAAAUACAGUUAGCGCAACAAAGUGACGCCAAACCACAUAAGCCGGACGACCCCCAUGUUAUUGGUUUCUUCCAGAAGCGAAUUAUAUGGUAUACACCUAGCGAUAAGAGUAAAUUGAUUGCUGCUGUGGCCUUUGGAGCUUUGGUAGCAAAUAUGCCUAUAGUAUGGUUAACAAGCAGAUACCAAAUUCGCACAACAUUUGGUAUUUUGGGAUUAUUGUCUGGUAUAGCUACGUUAAUGAUUCCAACUGCAGCACGACUUGGAAUUAAUUAUUUUUUGGCAAUUCGUGCAAUUCAGGGAGUCGCGUUUGCAGCAAAUUUUUGUGUCAUUGGAAGUUUUACAACCAAAUGGACGUAUUUUAAGCAGAAUGGGAUGUUUGUAUCCGCAUUGGUGGCACAUUUCCAACUGGCUCCAGCUAUUACAAUGCCAGUUGGUGGAUAUUUGUGUUCAGCGUACGGAUGGCCAUCAGUCUAUUACGCUCAUGGUCUAGUUUCAGUUUUGCUAUUUAUGACCAAAAUUAUUGUUUAUCGAAAUUCACCAAAUAAGCACCCGUUUGUUUCUGAUGUUGAACUGAACAAAAUCCGAGUUGGGAAAGAAAUCGUUACAAAGAAUGAACAACGUCAAAUUCCGUACAAGAGAAUCUUAAAAACUUGGUCAGUGUGGGCAGUAUGGAUUGCAGCUUUUGGAAAUUUUGCUUGCGCUAACCUGAUGUUCCUUUACGCUCCAACAUUUCUGCAUGCAGUACUUGGGUUUCAUGUUGAACAUACUGGGGUAACUUCAGCUAUUCCACCGCUGUUACAGUUCGCCACGAAAUUAGGCUGUGGAGUUGCCAGCGACAAGAUUCGCAAUGUAAAAGAGUCGGUAAAAGUGAAGGUCUUUAACAGUAUUGCAUUUUUUGGUAGCGCAGCCUCACUUGUAAUACUUGGGCUAACCGUUUCUUCGUAUAACUUUAUAAGCAUCUGUUGUCUAGUUGUCUCAAUUGGAUUUCUUGGUUUAACGACCGGUGGAUUCUUCAAGUCCGGUCCAAUAAUCGCUCGACAUUAUGCACCUUUUGUCACCGGAAAUAUUGCAUACGGUAUAACAAUUACAAUGCUUUUGAUACCAUUUAUGGUUUCGUCUCUAGCACCAGAUAAUACUGGACCACAGUGGAGGAUGGUUUUCUUCGUAACGGCUGGAAUUUUGAUCGCUACCAAUAUAUUUUUUGUUGUCUUUGGAUCAGCAUCGGUUUGCUCUUGGGCCAUGUCAAACUCGGCGCAAAAUUCGCAAAUGAAUGUAACAAAAUUUGUGUUUAACAAAGCUAAAGUUGGUCCAGCCGGAACAAUACAGGCGGAUACGAACGUACGGCAAAAGGCAAUAGACAAAUUUUGA